AGAGACUGUGCAGGCAAGGAAAGAAAGACUGCCCCCGUCUCUCUCCUCCCCUCCUCUGGCCUAAGUUUACGCUGACUUCACCCAACAGGCACCUGACCCUCCCAGAUGAGCUGGGAGGGGCUAAAGCGCUAUGCACGGCCAUGGUAGGGGUGGAGGUGCAGGCAGCAAACAAUAUUUAAGAUGCUGAGCUUGUCGAGCAUUCAGUCUUGGGAAGGAAAGCUACAGGACACCCAAUUAAGCUGCGCUUUCAGAAACUCAAGUUUUGAGAAAGGCUAAGAAAGAGCAAGGGGAGAGGAACAACAAAGUGGUAAGUCCACCAAGAGCGAAAGGGCUAGGUUCUAAUUUGCCACAGCCCUGCACACCUCAGCUGGACACAGCCAGAUUCCCCCAGAGGAAGAGCCUUCCUCAACCAGGCCCACGAAAGAUGCUGAAAGAGACUCUCUCGGCCGUGGCCUGGCUCUGCAUUUUCACUGUGGCCUUUGUCAGCCACCCAGUGUGGCCACAGAAGCCCCCUAAGCGCAAGACACCUGCAGAGCUUACCGUGGCCGGCUGCUGUGAGGAGCUGAAGGAGCUCAAGGCCCAAAUUGCCAACCUAAGCAGCCUGCUGAGCGACCUGAGCAGGAAGCAGGAAAGGGACUGGGUCAGCGUGGUCAUGCAGGUGAUGGAGCUGGAGAGCAAUUCCAAGCGCACGGAGUCGCGGCUCACAGAGGCCGAGAGCAAGUACUCCGAGAUGAACAAUCAGAUCAGCAUCAUGCAGCUGCAGGCAGCGCAGACUGUCACCCAGACCUUGGCAGAUGCCAUCUAUGACUGCUCGUCUCUCUACCAGAAGAACUACCGCAUCUCUGGAGUGUAUAAGCUUCCUCCCGAUGACUUCCUGGGCAGCCCUGAGCUGGAGGUGUUCUGUGACAUGGAGACUUCAGGUGGUGGCUGGACCACCAUUCAGAGAAGAAAGAGUGGCCUUGUCUCCUUCUACCGGGACUGGAAGCAGUACAAGCAGGGCUUUGGCAGCAUCCGUGGGGACUUCUGGCUGGGGAAUGACCACAUCCACCGGCUCUCCAGGCGGCCGACUCGGCUACGCGUGGAGAUGGAGGACUGGGAGGGCAACAUGCGCUACGCCGAGUACAGCCACUUUGUUUUGGGCAAUGAACUGAACAGCUACCGCCUCUUCCUGGGGAACUACAGCGGCACCGUGGGGAACGAUGCCCUCGUCUACCACAACAACACGGCCUUCAGCACCAAGGACAAGGACAACGACAACUGCUUAGACAAGUGUGCCCAGCUCCGGAAAGGUGGAUACUGGUACAACUGCUGCACAGACUCCAACCUCAAUGGCGUUUACUACCGCCUCGGGGAGCACCGGCACCUGGACGGCAUCACCUGGUACGGCUGGCAUGGGUCUGGCUACUCCCUCAAACGAGUGGAGAUGAAAAUCCGCCCAGAAGACUUCCAGCCGUAAGAAGAAGCCUGCUCUGGGGCAGGGCUGGGGAAAUGGAGACCAACAGAGGCUGGGAAAAGGCAGAGCAGGAGAGGAAGGGAGUACAGAAAGGGCAGGGACAGAAAAUGGCCUAUCAUCCUCAGUGAGAGAGUAAGUCUCUUAGGAGAACCAAAAAAACCUAUGUUCUGAGGAUGUUACAGUAAAUGGGAGGAAGUAUUUAAACACAAUGGGUCCCAGACACAGACUUCUUGGGGGGCUGGCCUGAGUGGGCUGUCUGCCUGUGAUCCCUGACAUAGCAGCAGCUUCUUUUCCAUAUGAUUUUUCUGAGAAAGAAAAAUAACUGUGAGUUCACUUUAACCAUUCUCCUUAAGGCCUAGGUUAUGUGAGGGCAGAAAAUAAAUCCCUUUGCUGAAAGGGACCAGAUUAUUUUGAUUCUCUUGAGUGUUAGAGAAAGGAGUGAAGAGGGUGGUGGAGGAGAGGAGUUUCUGCUUUUAAAUCCAAUGAAAUUAUCGUCAGUCUACACAAUUUUUUUUUUUAAGACAAAUAUUUUUCUGCUGGAGGUGAAUGGACCCAGGCUGGAAUUGACUGGAGGAAACUCCAGGGCUCCGGGCCUUGCAAUUGGCCUCUGAGCACCUCCCCUGCUUGGCCUCGAUCAGGGCCCAGCACUGAGAGGCAGGAAGUGGGUCCAGCGGUGGCAGGAGCUCCAGCGGGAGGGGAAGAUAAGUCCCUGUGGACGCUUGCAAAAAACUGCCUUAAAAUAUUCACAGUCAAUACAGAUAUGUCUAUUUUUAUUUACUUUGUAAGAAAAGGGCUCAAAGAGCUUCCUCUUUUAUCUCAUCUAUAAAAAAUGGCUGAAACAGGAAGGUAAAUGGCACUACGGUUAAGAAAUAAUCCACGCUGUAUAUAGCAUUUUGCUUUGUAGAAAUACAAUAUUAUAGUUUGUUUUAAACAUUCAAAGUUUUUUCUUCCUUCUACAAUAAACUCUUUUAAACCUCGUUCCUUUUAAAAUUAUUACUAUUAGCACUGAGAGCAUGGUGGAAAGUUUUAAGUGAAAAAUCAGAGGGUGAGCCGUGAGAAAGAGACUCUGAGUGUGUUGCAGUCUUCAGGGAAACCAAGGGAGGAGCAGGAAGCCAAAGAUGAAAAAGCGAGGGACGAAAAGGGCAGCAGCAUCCACUGGAAGAGGUCAGAAUCUGUCUGACCUCCACCCAACCGCCACAGAGGCCAGUGCCACCACCUGGCUUCAAAACACUUUGCAAAACAACACUCCUACUUUCUACUUGAGCAAACUUACAUAUACGCAGAGGGAAAAGAAACAUCUUUAGUCAUAACAGAUGUCAAAUAAUUUUGAAGCUUCAGGAAGCAAUUUUUCCUUGUCAAAAAGAACCAUUCGGGCUUCC
Messenger RNA from Kogia breviceps (pygmy sperm whale), 2832 nucleotides. It is a transcript of the gene ANGPTL7, whose product is annotated as angiopoietin like 7. The record is from RefSeq and is a predicted model, not a curated record. NCBI's taxonomy places the organism in Eukaryota, Metazoa, Chordata, Mammalia, Artiodactyla, Physeteridae.